This is a messenger RNA of Austrofundulus limnaeus, 1004 nucleotides long. RefSeq names its product flotillin-1. The record is from RefSeq and is a predicted model, not a curated record. Gene Ontology annotation, biological process: protein kinase C signaling; positive regulation of cell junction assembly; positive regulation of endocytosis. Gene Ontology annotation, cellular component: cytoplasmic vesicle; plasma membrane; flotillin complex. NCBI's taxonomy places the organism in Eukaryota, Metazoa, Chordata, Actinopteri, Cyprinodontiformes, Rivulidae. Gene Ontology annotation, molecular function: protease binding.
AUGGCCGAGGAGAUCAGCAAGCCGAUGUCGGAGGCCCAAAAGAUCACCAUGGUGUCAAGCGGGGGCUCAGAGGUUGGAGCAGCCAAACURGCCGGAGAGGUGCUCGACAUCAUGACCCGACUGCCGUCUGCCGUGGAAAAACUGACCGGAGUCGACAUCUCACAGGCUGCUGGAAAGACCACCCGUGUACAUUAAGAGGAGCAUCGUCAGAGGAACUUGAAUCAGAUUCUUCUCAUUAUUCCUGUGUUGAAUCUGCACCAUUAUAGUCUGUGCAUGUUUCACUUGUUUUCCUGUAUAUUCAGUUUAAGAAUUUUUCUCCCUCCAACAUGUGGUUUGUGUCUUUACUGCAGCGUCACUUACUGACAGCAAACUGUUUUUAUCUGUUGGAACCAAAACACACUAACUCAGACUGAACAAAGACCUGCUGUUUAUUCCUGGUUUCCCWUUAUGCACCUGUUUACACCAUCGUGAUCAUUCUCAUCAUCCUCUCUGGAGAUACUAAUAUACCAAUUUCCUUUUUAUUAUAAAGUCUUUUUUAUGUGCCUUUAAAAAGAAAUCGAAGCUGUGUUGUAGUGAGAUGUUAUCUUAAAGUUCUGUAACGUUUUAUUUAGUAAAUGUUAGCUUUUGUAUUUCUGCAUGUGUAGUUCUUGAAUGUACGACUAAAAACAAGUGCAUCUAGUUAAAUGCUAAACUAACGGUCCAAAGCUUUGAGCCUUAUGCAGUUYAACCGCCAAGUGCCUGGUCAAACCUCUCCGUUUUCCUGACCUUUGCCCCUCAGCCUGUUAAAACUCCUGUCAGGGAAUCAUUUCCUCAGCUCAUCACGAGCCACCGGCCGGCGCCGUCGAUGGCCGCAGAUAAAAGCCAAGCUUAUCURGACUCCUUUUUGUUAUGCUCGUGACAAAGGUUUGAAAAUGUUUGUUGCAUGACUCAUAGUGUGAAACUGCUCGUGCUGAAUAAAUGUAAAUGUAGUAAACUUAAUAAAAUGUUUUAUUCACCAAAUCCAA